Messenger RNA from Myripristis murdjan (pinecone soldierfish), 2291 nucleotides. RefSeq names its product transmembrane serine protease 7 (gene tmprss7). Bases 16 to 2214 code for a protein of 732 amino acids. Lineage: Eukaryota; Metazoa; Chordata; Actinopteri; Holocentriformes; Holocentridae. Gene Ontology annotation, molecular function: protein binding; serine-type endopeptidase activity. The record is from RefSeq and is a predicted model, not a curated record. Gene Ontology annotation, biological process: proteolysis. The transcript has 16 exons.
GUUUAUUUUGCUGGGAUGUUCCGUGUUGCCAAUGUGGAGUAUAUCCCAGAGUACCGCCAGGCGGAGUCCAACGAGUUUCUCUCCAUGGCUAAGCGAAUAGAGAAUGUGGUGAGCAAUGUGUACAAAAUGUCCUCAGUGGCCAGACUCUACAAGGAUGCUGUCAUUUCAGACCUCAGUAACAACAGUAAAGGUGGUGUACUGGUGUAUUUCUGGAUGGUGUUUUUGGUCCCUCAUCUCAAGAGCCCGGCAGUGUGUGAGGAGUGUAUCGAAGCCAUCCUCAGAGACUCUGUCCACACCAGCAUAAAAAACAGGUCCUCUGUUGGCUACUUACUGGACUUUCCAGUCGAUAUAGACUCCAUCCUCGUCAAUGCGGCCCAGCGCUCAGAUUACACAUCAACAGCAGCGGGCUCACAGUGUGUAGAUAAGCUGUAUGCCAACAUUCUCGGGGCGAGGGUCUCUUUAAAUGUCUUCUCAUCGUGGGGUGGUGUAAGUUGCCAUGUAAAGCUCACUUCCGUCCCUGGCUCCCUCAUCCGCUUGACCAUCUCGUCGUUCCUCAUCGAGCCCAGCGACUGUGUGAGCGAUGCCCUGACUGUGUACGACGCGCUGCUGCCCAUGAGAGGGCGCACUCUGCUCAGGGUGUGUGAGCCGGUGUCCAGCUCCCUCUCUCUGGUGUCUACCUCCAAUGUCAUGUUGCUGUCCUUCAGAAUGACUAAUGGCAACAAGAGCUUCAGAGGGUUCUUUCAGGCCAUCACUGAGGAAAUGUGUGCGUCUCACAUUGAGACCAAGUUAGAGCCUGGCUUCACCGGACAGAUCCACAGCCCCUUCCAUCCCAGCUUACUCCCCCCCAAGUGCUCCUGCACCUGGAGGUUUCAGACCCCUAACAGCGCUUUAGGAGUUGCACUGAAGUUCGAGAACUACACGCUGAAAGCAAAGGACAUGAAGGGCUGCGAACACGGCUGGUGGAAGGUCAAUGAUAUCAUUUUCUGUGGCAGAUACGUCGGCCACUCCACAGUGUUUCGGAUCGAUGAGCCCAACCCUGAGGUGGAGUUUCGCUGCAGCUCCCGUAACUCUGAAAAACCUUUCCAGGCCUCGUACAGCAGCUACAACAUCAGUCAACCCUGUCCAGAGAGCCACUUCCUGUGCUCCACAGGACUGUGUGUGGAGAAGAGCCGGCGCUGCGACGGCCUGGACGACUGUCAGGAUGAGAGUGAUGAGAUCUUCUGCUCAAGGCCCAUAAAGAACUGUGGUGGCAGUAGUCCUCUACACCCGUUUUAUGUUUGCAACGGAGAAACAGACUGCAGCAAUGGGAGAGAUGAAAUCAACUGCACUCAGGAGACCACCUGCUCUGCUGUCAAGUACCAGUGCAGCAGCGGCACCUGCAUCCUGAAGAAGAAUGCAAGGUGCGACGGCGUGCCUGACUGUCAGGACCACAGCGACGAGGAAGACUGCGCCUGCGGCCAGCCGGCCCCGGUGAAGAAGGUCGGCUCAUCAACAGACUCGGAGCGCAUUGUGGGCGGAGUUAACUCUCUGGAGGGGGAGUGGCCAUGGCAGGUCAGCCUCCACUUCUCUGGUAACCUGUACUGUGGAGCCUCCGUCCUCUCCUCUGAUUGGCUCAUCUCUGCAGCCCACUGCUUCAGCAAGGAAAGGCUUUCAGACCCGCGCCACUGGCGUGCCCACCUCGGCAUGCUGACGCAGGGCAGUGCCAAGCAUGUGGCGGAGAUACAGAGGAUUGUGGUGCACGAGUAUUACAAUGCACGCACGUUUGACUACGACGUUGCCCUGCUGCAGCUGAAGAAGGCCUGGCCUGCCUCCCUCAGGCCCCUGGUCCAGCCGGUGUGCCUGCCCGCCCCCUCCCAGACCCUCACCCAGAGCCACCACUGCUGGGUCACUGGCUGGGGAUACCGCUCUGAGGAGGACAAGGUGCUGCCCGCGGUGCUACAAAAAGCAGAGGUGUUCAUACUGAGCCAGAGCGAGUGUAAGAAAAGGUACGGCCCCAUCUCACCCCGUAUGCUUUGUGCCGGGGUCCCAUCUGGAGAGCAGGACGCCUGCAGGGGGGACUCAGGUGGUCCUCUGUCCUGUCGGGCACCAGGAGGGGGCCGCUGGUUCCUGAUUGGUAUCGUCAGCUGGGGGGCGGGCUGUGGCAGACCAAACCUACCAGGGGUCUACACCAAGGUCAACAAGUUCACCUCUUGGAUCCACAGCCAUAUCACCUGACACGGACCUCCUCAUUCUUCAUUCACUCUUUGCCAGCAGGUGUUCAGUUUAAAUGUUCUGUUGACGGCACAAAAUAA